Fusarium mangiferae is the source of this 999-nucleotide messenger RNA. Its product is annotated as related to thiamine pyrophosphokinase. Bases 1 to 999 code for a protein of 332 amino acids. Lineage: Eukaryota; Fungi; Ascomycota; Sordariomycetes; Hypocreales; Nectriaceae. The record is from RefSeq and is a predicted model, not a curated record. Gene Ontology annotation, molecular function: 8-oxo-dGDP phosphatase activity. The transcript has 2 exons.
AUGGCCAAAACAAACAUCGAUCUCAUUGACGAAGUCGACAUGUUCCCGUAUGCCGAGACUGAUCCCGAUGCUUUCACCAAAAUGAAUGCCGGGCUCUAUACUCUGGUAUGGAGAGAUAGCAAAGGCACAUACCCUGUUGGGUACAUCCUAGACCGUGUGGCCAGAGAGCUACACCAGGUUCCUGAAGAGGUCAGGGGAGAGAUGGAAUGCGAUGACGAGAAGAAAACUAUUGUGCUCUUUCAGGAACCUACAGAGGAACAACGUACUCGUCGCGCGGCGACCCUGGCCGACUAUUGGCGGAAGAAUGGGACAUUCCCUCUUCUACGUCGCUGGCGCGACGAACUCUGGCCUGUAUACGGACGAAGUGGCGAGCUAUUGUUCAGCAUGGAACGAGCUGCAAUAGGCUUGCUUGGUACGGUGCGUUACGGCGUUCACAUGAUCGCGUAUGUCAAGGACGAGACUGCACCUCACGGCAUUCGCCUCUGGGUCCCUACGCGUGCUCGGGACAAGGCAACCUUUCCCGGCAUGCUUGAUAAUACCGUGGCAGGUGGUUUGAUGACAGGAGAGGACCCCUUCGAAUGCGUCAUUCGCGAGGCUGACGAGGAAGCCAGUCUUCCCGAUGAUAUCGUUCGCAAGGGUGCCAAGUUUGUCGGCAAUGUCGCAUACAUCUACAUCACGGACGAGGGACAGGUUGGCGAAGGCGGCUUCAUUUAUCCUGAGUGCCAGUGGUUAUACGAUCUCGAGCUUCCCAGCGAUGUAAUUCCUCAACCCAAAGAUGGUGAGGCGGAGAAAUUUGACCUCUGUGACGUUAAUCAAGUCAAGGCGGAUCUCGCCGAGGGUCGAUUCAAGUCCAACUGUGCCCUCGUCACCCUCGACUUUUUCAUUCGUCAUGGAAUUCUUACUGACGGAAACGAGCCCGAGAUUGAGCAGAUCAAGCGGAGAGUGCGCCGCGACAUUCCUUUCCCAGGUCCGCAUCAAAGCAAUUGGCGCUCAUUGUGA